GACGCUUCUGGCUACCAGCACGCGGAGCAGCCUCCAUCAGCAUCAGUGCCUUCCGAACCCAAGAAGCCCAAGUUUGCGGCCUUGCCGAAAAUGCCAGUGCAGGCCAAGGCACCUGCACAGCCGGCUCAGGGAGAACUGCCGGACCCUUCGAGCACGCCAGCGCAAACUUCGGUUUCAGUCGAUGAGACCUAUGCAGCGCCAGCGCCACUGCCAGACAUGUCAGCAGACAGCGCACAAGCACACGAGAGACACGGGGUGCCGGCCGCUCUCAAAUCAGCCCUUCCGCAGGCUCCCAUACCCACGGAACCAGCAACAGCCUCAGAACCUUCAGCGGAGACCGCCGGCUAUCAGGAAGUUGCCCGACAAGCACCGGCAGCAUUGAAAGCUCCGCUUCCAAAGGCUCCACUUCCGAAGGCGCCCGUGCCUGAAAUGCAUCAGGCUGCAGCACCUGCCCCGCCAACGCCGCAUGACCCUGCACAGGCUGCGGCGCCUGCACCACCAACACCGCACGACACUGCACGGGCUGCGCCUGCACCUCCAACACCGCACGACACUGCAUGGGCUGCGGCUCCUGCACCACCAACGCCCCACGACACUGCACGGGCUGCAGCGCCUGCACCUCCGACACCGCACGACACCACACAAGAGAUGUUCGAAGCCCCAGCCGUUGACUCCCACAAGAAGGAGCAGACAGCUACGGCCCCAGUUCCGGACCCCACUCCCACCACCCCUGUCACUGCUGCCGCCCCUGCCCCGCCAACUGCGAUGCCGGAAGCUCAGAAGCCAGCGCCGAGCGAGAAGCCCAAGUUUGCGCCGCUGCCGUCAGUGCCAAAGCUCCCUCCUAAGCCCGUGGCGCAGCCGCCCAAGCCAGCAGUGCCGGAGGCGCGAAAGCUCGUCGGAACAAGUUGA
Messenger RNA from Symbiodinium necroappetens, 909 nucleotides. The record is from the annotation of a GenBank genome assembly. NCBI's taxonomy places the organism in Eukaryota, Dinophyceae, Suessiales, Symbiodiniaceae.